Messenger RNA from Linum tenue, 1386 nucleotides. The record is from the annotation of a GenBank genome assembly. NCBI's taxonomy places the organism in Eukaryota, Viridiplantae, Streptophyta, Magnoliopsida, Malpighiales, Linaceae.
AACGGGCUAGGGUUAGACAAAGUGGCUAAUAUAGCUCCGAUGGCGAAACUGUUUUCCUCUAUGGAGAGGACGCGAGUUCGAUUCCAGCCGUUCCAAUUUUUGCCAUUUUUCCCCCGCCGUCGAUCGUCUCUUUCGUCUUCCGACUGAAUUUUGGCUAGCCAUGGAUCACGACGACCCUCCGGCCAAUCGCAGGAAGCUGAAGUUCGCCCCCAAGUCCGCUUCCCAGAGGAAGCCCCGCCUCGCCGCCCCCAAACCCAAGACAAGCGACGAUGGCAGCAACGAAGACGAAGCUGCGAAAGCUCAGAAGCUGAUGACCAGAUUCAACGAGAAUCUCAAAAGACAGGCUACUAGAGCUGACAAGAAAGCUGCUCCAGUUGAAGUGGCAUUUGGUUCUGGAGCCUCACCGUCGCUAUCGAUUAGGAAAUUUGGUUACCCUAAGGCGGAGGCUAGCCAUGUCAAGGCAUCAGCAGCGGGGUGGGAUUCGGAUCCUGAUGCUAUGCAAAUCGAUGGUAAGGAUGAAGGAGCAGGUCACGGUGCUAUUGAUCUUAAUCGGCAACGAACCAGGAAGAAAUAUAAAGAGCCAUUUGACUAUGAGAGUUACUAUCCUAUUACCCUUCCCCUGAGGCAGCCUUUCUCUGGUGACCCUGAUGUUCUGAACGAGGAAGAGUUUGGGAAGGAUGCAAUGAACGAGGAGUAUGAUGAGAACUUCAUCAAACAUGCUUCAGAACUUGGUUUGUUGGAGAAAUCUGAUGAAGCAAAGAUGCUUCUCUUCAAGUUCCCUCCCAAGAUGCCCUACAUUAACCGGUCAAUUAUCAGCGCAAAAGGGAAAGAAAAGGUUGGAAGCAGCAGCAGCUCGAUCCAAUCACAGUGCUCCAACUGUCUAUCGCAGCUGCCUGAGGGAUACAUGGGCAAAAUGGUGGUCUACAAGAGUGGAGCUGUCAAGUUGAAGAUAGGAGACGUUCUGUAUGAUGUUGCCCAAGGGUCAGAUUGCACAUUCCAUCAGCAAGUCAUGGCUGUCAACACGGAGGCAAAACAGUGUAGUGAAGUUGGGGAGAUUGAAAAACAUGCUGUCGUGUCUUUCGACGUUGAUUCUAUUUUGGAUUCUGUGAUUAACUUAGAUUAGAUCGAGUUUGUCAGAGUUGUUUGUAAAGUCAGCAAAGUUUGGGCAGAGUAUUAUUGGUGAUAACAAAUGUAAGACAGCCCAACAUUAGACUAGUGUGCCAGAAGAACACUAGCAAGCAGCCAAAACUGCUCAGAACACUUCGUUUUCCUUUGGAUCUUCUGGGAAUAGCAGGCCUGAUGAGCUUCAGACACCACUUUCAGCUCUCAAUAACAAGGUACCGACCAUCCAGAUUAGAGAUUUUUUUCCAGAAAUAACACUGUUUU